AUGCAAGUGCUGAAUUUAAGGAGAGAAUUUGAGCUUCAAAGGAUGCAAGAGUCAGAGACAAUCAAAGAAUACUCAAACAAAUUAUUGGGUAUUGCCAACAAGAUAAAGUUGUUGGGAAGUGAUUUUGCUGAUUCGAGAAUUGUAGAGAAAAUUUUGGUAACGGUGCCGGAGAGGUAUGAAGCAUCUAUAGCUUCAUUGGAGAACACAAAGGAUCUGUCGAAAAUCACAUUGGCAGAAGUGCUACACGCCCUGCAAGCUCAAGAGCAGCGAAGGUUGAUGAGGCAAGAUCGUGUUGUCGAAGGUGCUUUGCCCGCCAAACAUCAUGAAGUUGAUGAAAACAAAAAGGAUUUUUUCAAGAAGAACCAACCAGCAAGCAGCGAAAAUAGUGCAAACAACCAAAACAAAGGUAAGGAUAAAAAGAAAAAUUAUCCACCUUGUCAACAUUGUGGCAAAAAAGGUCAUGCACCUUUCAAAUGUUGGAGGAGACCAGAUGCAAAAUGUAACAAGUGCAACCAGAUAGGGCAUGAAGCGGUGAUCUGCCCCAACAAAAAUCACCAUGAUGAGGGAGCUCAGAUUGCUAAUCAAGAAGAAGAGGACCAACUAUCGUCUAAAAUCACAACCACCACUGUUAAGGGGCUUGCUUAUUUGCACGAUCAUUGCGACCCAAAGAUUAUUCAUCGUGAUUUCGAAGCUGCUAAUAUAUUGUUGGAUGAGGACUUUGAAGCAGUUGUUGGAGAUUUUGGUUUAGCAAAGCUUAUGGAUUACAAAAAUACUCAUGUUACUGCUGCUGUACGUGGUACGCUUGGCCAUAUAGCACCAGAGUAUCUCGCGACUGGAAAGUCUUCAGAAAAGACAGUUGUUUUUGGAUAUGGUGAAAAUACUAGUGAAAGACAAGAAGUUGAAGAUACUGGUAGCUCCCCUUUGGAAAGACCAACGAUGUCUGAGGUGGUGAGAAUGCUAGAGGGUGAUGGUUUGGCAGAAAAGUGGGAUCAGUGGGGGAAGAAAGAGGAUAUGAUCCAACAAAAUUUCAGCCCCUUUAAUCUCUACACUCCUUGUGACUCAACUUCAAAUAUUCAACUGUCAGGUCCUAGAUGA
Glycine soja is the source of this 1095-nucleotide messenger RNA. Its product is annotated as L-type lectin-domain containing receptor kinase IV.2-like. The transcript is spliced from 3 exons. The coding region runs from base 1 to 1095 and encodes 364 amino acids. Gene Ontology annotation, molecular function: ATP binding; nucleic acid binding; zinc ion binding. Gene Ontology annotation, biological process: protein phosphorylation. Lineage: Eukaryota; Viridiplantae; Streptophyta; Magnoliopsida; Fabales; Fabaceae. The record is from RefSeq and is a predicted model, not a curated record.